AGAGGGACGUUCGGCGAUUGGUCCCUGGAAGCUGUUCCUUCGGACAGGCCUGUUGGUGUUUCGAUGGUGUUGGGUGGAUCCCAGGUCCGGAGCAUUUUACUGCUCGGGAAACCUAAAGGCCCUACCUGCCUCCUCAAGUUAAACCCCGUCUCGCUUUCAAACGUUGACAGGGGCGACCUCCCCUUUAAACCCAGCUCUCUCCAUUUUAAAGGAGCCGAUGUAAAUUUAUUGCUGUUAAAGGGGAGGUGGCGCCUUCUCGAUGGGCCUGAGUGAUAGCCUCAGGCUCUCUGGCCUGUUUGCAGCCGCGCUCUGCCUCCGCCUCGGCCUCGUCUUUUAUGGGCUGCUCCAGGACCGCUCCAUGCUGAUUAAGUACACGGACGUGGAUUAUCAUGUCUUCACAGACGCCGCUAGGUUUGUCACUCAGGGAGUUUCUCCAUACAAAAGGGCAACUUAUCGUUAUACUCCAUUACUGGCAUGGAUGCUGACUCCCAACAUCUACCUCACGGAACUCUAUGGGAAAUUUCUCUUUAUUAUAUUUGAUGUUCUUGCUGCUCAUCUCAUGCACAAGAUCCUAUGCCUUCGAGGACUGGAUAGCCGCAGAGCAAGCUGGUACUGCAGCCUAUGGCUUUUCAACCCUUUUCCAAUGACCAUUUCGAGCAGAGGGAAUGCAGAAGCUGUCCUUGCAGUGUUGGUGCUGGCUACUUUGCACUACCUAGAGAGCAGACAGAUUGUGAAAGCUGCGUUGUUUUAUGGGCUUUCUGUACAUAUGAAAAUUUAUCCAGUGACCUAUGCAGUCCCCAUAGUCUUAUCACUUCAGACUCACCAGCAAGCAAAGGAGAAUGUUACUCCUACUACAUUGAGUAAAGGCUACCUUAAAGACACAGCUUUUUGCAGUUAUGCAAGAGCUUUCCUGAAGCUGGUUGUCAGACUGCUAAACAAGGAGGUGCUGCUAUUUGUUGGUAUUGCUGGACUACUGUUUCUUGGCCUAGGAUUACUUUUCUAUUGCAGAUAUGGCUGGGAAUUUCUGGAGCACACGUACCUUUACCACAUAACACGAAAAGACAUUCGCCACAACUUUUCCCCCUAUUUCUACAUGUUGUAUUUGACUGCAGAGAGUGAGUGGAGCUCUGCUUUGGCACUGGCUGCUUUCCUCCCACAGUUCCUGCUGCUCUUCAUCACAUCUUUUGCUUAUCACAAAGACCUGACCUUUUGCUGCUUCCUGCACACUGCUAUUUUUGUCACUUUCAACAAAGUGUGCACUUCACAGUACUUCCUGUGGUAUUUGUGUCUGCUACCAGUGGUUCUUCCAUAUCUGACGCUUACCUGGAAAAGAGGCAUGGUGCUGUUAGCUUUGUGGUUCAUUGGUCAGGGAUUAUGGCUCACCCCUGCAUAUUACCUGGAGUUUGAAGGACGUAACACAUUUCUGCUCAUCUGGAUGGCUGGAUUGGUAUUUCUUUCCAUCAACUGCUUCAUUCUGUUGGUAUUGAUCUCAAACUACAAGAAAAGGGAAUUGCAGUCAAAAACAAAGACAGAAUAACAGCAGAAAUGCUUCUCCACUCAGGAUGGUGCUGUUUACUGCCCGGAUUGGAGAUAAAAAAGAUUCUGACCUUUUACGAAAUCAAUGGGGCAAGUCAACUUUGCUUGGUUGAGAUGUCCCCAAGGAGAAUGCACCAGGGAACUAUCGUCCCCCAAACUUUUGUUUAAUUCAAUAAAGGGGCAAUGACUGGAUUUUUUUUUUGCCUGCAGAGAAUGGGUCCCUGCACACACAUCUAUGUAGCUUCUGGCAAGCAAAAGUGAGCCACAUUGCAAGUCUGAUAAUCUUAAAUUGGUUUUGUGUAACUUUUAUCACGCUUGAUGCAAACUCAGUCCUUUUCAAAAAUUCUUUAAAGCCACAGGCAUUUUAAAGAAAUUGCAAAUGUUCCUUACAGUACUGCUUCCAGGUCAAAGAUUAUCAUAGACCCUAAACAUGAAGAUUUACCAUAGUAUGUCCUUUAAAAGCAGGCGGUCUGUAAUCUGUAAAGUGUCUCUGUCUAAAUGAGUUUUCUUGAUCAGGUAAAAGCAUGGGCCCCAAAAUACACCAUCUAUGCUGUUAACAGUGGAAAUCACCAUCUGCUGGUGACCUGCAUAUCUACCACCCACCCACUUCACCCCCACCCUUCCCAAAAUUCCAGGGCUCAGCCAGUUUACAUAUUGCUAAUGUGUGACUAUCAGUAUUGUCAUCCACUAAGUGAAGGGACUUGGAGAAUGCAGAAUUGGCCAGCUAUUUGCAGAAGCUAAAAAGUCUGAUAGCUGGAACAAAAAGAGAUGAUUUCACUCUGGUUAAAAUUCCUUCAUGGAGUAUUGUAGGCCACAGUCUGAGCCUGGACACUCCUUUGAACAUCUCUUCCACUAUUGUGAUAGCAAAUUAUCAGUAUUUAAUUUGUUCAAUGCAUGAGACACAACAGGAAUUGAGGCAGCUGACACCAUCUCUUUGAUUGGGAAUGGUCAAAUUAAUCCAUCCCAGUGAAAUCCCUGCAGAUCUAUCUUGGGGCAGGAGCUCCUCAUGUGCUUCAACUUUACCCAGGCCCUAAGGAAAUUGGGAACAGAUGUAUUUUCUAUUAUCAUGUAUAAUUUCAGAUUUUUUAUUUGGAUAAUGUUUAAGCAAAUUAAAUGUUUGUUUCAACCAUCAAAUGCUGAUGAGGGUCAUUGAGCUGAAACCUUAACAUUCAUUUAUUUCGAGAUUUCCACCAACUGCAGUAUUUUGCUUUUAUGUUAUUAAGGUGUUUAUUCUUGUGAUGGUGAAAUAAGAACCCAACACCUAUCUGCAAUCUUAAAUUUGGCUUGAGGGACAUUUAAUGAAUAAAGUGAAAAUCUUCAAAAAAAA
Carcharodon carcharias (great white shark) is the source of this 2863-nucleotide messenger RNA. It is a transcript of the gene pigm, whose product is annotated as phosphatidylinositol glycan anchor biosynthesis, class M. Gene Ontology annotation, molecular function: GPI mannosyltransferase activity; alpha-1,4-mannosyltransferase activity. The coding region runs from base 260 to 1537 and encodes 425 amino acids. NCBI's taxonomy places the organism in Eukaryota, Metazoa, Chordata, Chondrichthyes, Lamniformes, Lamnidae. The transcript is spliced from 5 exons. The record is from RefSeq and is a predicted model, not a curated record. Gene Ontology annotation, cellular component: glycosylphosphatidylinositol-mannosyltransferase I complex; membrane. Gene Ontology annotation, biological process: GPI anchor biosynthetic process.